Messenger RNA from Homalodisca vitripennis (glassy-winged sharpshooter), 4418 nucleotides. RefSeq lists its product as uncharacterized. Gene Ontology annotation, biological process: intracellular signal transduction. The record is from RefSeq and is a predicted model, not a curated record. The coding region runs from base 524 to 3820 and encodes 1098 amino acids. Gene Ontology annotation, molecular function: guanyl-nucleotide exchange factor activity. NCBI's taxonomy places the organism in Eukaryota, Metazoa, Arthropoda, Insecta, Hemiptera, Cicadellidae. The transcript has 15 exons.
UUCUGACUUUUGAGGUAGACAAAUACUUUUUACACGUUGCGUCUUUAAUUGGAAACUUCAUGAAGGAAACUGGAUUGUUUCCGGGUAUUUGCCAUCGUUCAGAGAGACAAAAUAUAAGUAAAAUCUGCGUUUCGAUCUCUUCCGCGGGUGGACAACUAAUCUCAUAACUACACCUGAGGAAGAGAUCGGACUUCAGAUUUCGAAACGUUGUGUUACUGAUUAUUGUUGUACAACUGAACGAUGGCAAAUUUCUAGAGACAAUCCUGUGACCUUCAUGUUGUGUCGCACUGCCGACGAUGUUUCCUGUGGUGUUUGAAGAGAUUGUGGUGCUGUUUAGCGGCGUGGCGUCGUGUUUUUUGCCAACGAACUGGUUCAAGUCCGCGUUUCUGGCCAGGGCCGUGUUCGCCCUCGCUCUGGUGUUGGUGAUCGGCAUACAGCUGUUGUUCUGGUCACUCCGCGCUGCAAUCCCUCUGCUGCAGAUUGUACGACAUCCGCCGAGGAUCUGGUUCCGACACUUCUGGGCAUGUAUGAUGCCCUGAUAGGUCGGACUCCAGCAGCCCCGCAGCCCACCCCCCGCCAGCCACCCCCACAACCUCCGCCCAAACCCGCGUACAGGCCUCUCUCAGUCAUCUCCAUCGCGUCUUCUUCCUCUUCGUCCUCUUCUUCCGUGACCAGCAGCUGUUCAGGCGGCGCAGGGCGGAGACUGGGGGCCGCCGCCAAGAGUGCCGCCUACCUCGCCUCCAUAGAGUCCCUGGAGGACAGCGAUGAGUGCAAGCGACCACCGCACUUGCAGCGCCUCAAGACUCCCUCGCAGGGGUCAGGGGACAGUGGAGUACACAGCCCUUGCUCCUACAUCAGUACACCCUCCCUGCCUCACAGCCGCCCUCGCUACUGUGAUCCCCACCUCAGCUACCGAGACAGAGUUGUCAUCGAGAUCGUCGAGACGGAAGCUGUCUACGUGGCGGACCUCAGACAAGUCAUCCUGGGCUACAAGGAGAGAUGGCAGGGGAGCAUGGACUGUCCUCUCACAGACGACCAGAUGGAGGACCUCUUCAGCAACAUCGAGGACAUUUACCAUUUUAACAGCAAGUUCCUGAGAGAGCUGGAGCUGUGUGGGCUGGACCCGGUGUUGGUGGCUCGCUGCUUUGUUCGCAACAAUGAUGGCUUCUCUAUUUACACUGAAUACUGUACCAACUAUCCCAGGACUGUGAGUGUGCUGACGGAGCUGAUGAGGCAGGAGGCAGUGGUGAGGCUGUUCAGAGAACGGCAAGUCGCAUUACACCACACACUGCCUCUGGGCUCAUACCUGCUCAAACCUGUCCAGAGAAUACUCAAGUAUCAUCUACUUCUUCAGAAUAUUGUGAAACAAUCGUCACCAGAGAAUGCGGGAUAUAGUGACAUCGUGACCGCCCUGUCUACCAUGACUGCCAUCGCCCACCACAUCAACGAGAUGAAGCGCAAGCAUGAACACGCUGUCAGAGUCCAGGAGAUACAGAGUCUGUUGCUGGGCUGGGAGGGAGAGGAUCUGACAACUUUUGGAGAACUCUGCGCAGAGGGAACUUUCCGAGUCUCUGGUGCAAAAGCUCUCAGACAUGUUUUCCUCUUCGAUCAGAUACUGCUAAUAACCAAAAAGAAGGAGGAAGGAAUUCUGGGAUACAAAGCUCACAUCAUGUGCUCUAAUCUGAUGCUGAUUGAAAGCGUGCCUGGUGAGCCGUUGAGCUUCCAUGUCAUUCCGUUUGAUAAUCCUCGUCUUCAAUACACUCUUCAGGCUCGUAAUUUGGAACAAAAGCGAGAAUGGACGUUACAGUUGAAGAGAGUGAUCCUUGAAAACUACAAUGCUGUGAUUCCUUCACAUGCACGGCAGUUGGUAAUGCAGCUGGGUCAAAACCGAACUGACGAUGAGAUAUUAGCUGAGAAGGGAACACCCAAGAGACAACACUCGGCUCCCGAGUACUUGGAGAAGAGAAAACAGGAAAGAGAGCGACGUAAAUCGGAAUCCGGCUUUAGAGCUCGGUUACGUUCACGAACUUGCAGAAAUUCUGAGUCAAACAUUUGCUCAAAGGCUCAGCAAAGGCUUCGACGAAGUACCCAAAGCCGAGACAAAAAAGAGUCGCUAUCCUCCGAGAAUGUAAUGGAACGGAUGGGAAUGCGUCGCAAGUCAGAGCCUAGCUGUCUGGUGAAUGCUGUGACUUGCGACAAACGGCUGGAGAUGGGCUCGACGUCGGCUUUGACAUCGGCAGAGCUACGGAUAUCAGAGUCAGAUCUGACAUCGGCAGAGGACAAAUUGCAAGAUGGACCGACCGAGAAGAAGCGGACUCUGGAGGAAAUUGUGGGUCAGCUCCUCAUGCAGAACAGAGAGUUCCAGAGGAUACUGAACAAGCAGAAGCACUUUAUAACCAGGAGGCGAACAGCUGAUACUAGCGAUGAGGAGGAUGACUGCCGCGUGUCCAAGCCUUUAAGGCCCAGCAGAAGCCCCAGUGUGUACAGCUCCAGGCUCCCCAACUCUGGUGACUACGACAAUCUGCAGAAUGUGUGGGAGUCGGUGCAGCUCCUGGAGCAACGAGCCAGUCUCAAGCGCACUCAAUCCUUCACGAGUCACGAGUACGACAGCUCCCCGGACCACUCCCUACCUUGCAGUACUUCCCGGUUGUCCCUGGACACUCCGACCUCCCCAGCCGUGUGGCUCAAGCAGCAACAACACCUGGCGACCACGCCUACCAAGAAGUCGGGGUCUUUGCCUCGGAGCUUUCCCCUGACACAUGUGCAGGAAUGGCCUCGCCUGGGACCCGAGCGGCCAGUCACCAUCGCUUCUGACAAACCUCAGGGUCUGAACCUCGACGACAUGGAGCAGUACAUGGCCGGCGAGAAGGAGAGGUGUCUGGGCUGGAGGCUUCGAUUUCCUGUUCCUGACUAUACCACAGAAGAAGAAAGCACCACAGAGUACUUGGCGAGCACGCAAAACAUUAAUUUCCAUCCCGAAUAUAAAAUAUACAGGACUGGAAUAACUAAGGCGGCUCUGAAAUCCGUAAUAUCCAGUGUCACGAACAAACUGGCCGGCCUACGAGCGAGCACGGAAACCUUGAAUGAGAGUGAUAAUGAGAGGCGCAACAGGUUAACACAGGCUUUCAACAAGUUCAGACGCAAGGAGCCCGAUGAUGAGUCUCCCACUUAUAAACAAGGCAGCUCAAGUCUUGGAGCUCGGAUCGCUCAUGGAUCGGAGACCUCGGACUAUGCCGAUCCAAGAGUCCUUUUUCCAUCUAUUACACCUUCAAAGAAAGCUGCAUCUCUCCUGGGUAUUCGACCAUACUCAGUGCUCUCCUUAGUGUCAAAUCUGACGUCAUCCAGUGAUGGAGACAAAACAUCCGGUUACGGAGGGAGCAUUGCAUCCACGGUCCAGGACAACGGAAAGAAAGACGAACACGAGAGCGAUGGAUCCGCUGAUAGUUUUUACGAGCGUUCUUUUGAAGCUAUGGAGUCGAUGAUGGACUCGGAAAUAUUUAGAGACAGUGCCAUAUUCAGUGACCCCGAUGAGAUGUUCGAUCACGGAAUCGUGAAAUCACAUGUAAUGAAGCCUUCUCCUCAGGGCAAACCGAAAAUACCUCCACCUGUUCCUGCAAAACCCACAAACUUGAAAGUGAUCUGGAGGAUAAACACCAACUUAAGUAGCAGCAACACUCCGGAACCGAGCAAGCGAGAAGACAAGGAAGCGGACGACUGUGAUUCCAGUUCGGUGGCUUCUACAGUGAUCGAGUCAACUUCCAGCAAGGGAUGGGUGAGACACGUCAUCGGCAAACUGCAGGGUGACUCAGCUCAAUCUUAAAUAAUACUAAUAGUUCAAAACAUUGUUUUGCUUAACUGAGACAAUAAUUAGAGUAUUGGAAUUUGACAGGAAUUUUAAUUAGCAAACUUCUAGUUGACUAACGAUUUCAGGGUCGCACACAAUAUUAGAGAAACCUUAGCUUUUAUAUCAUACUAUCCAAUUUUAGCAACCACCCAGCUUUAGAAAGAUUUCCAUAAAGCUGCUGUGCAGUAUAACUAAUUGACAAUAUUCUAUAUUACCACUUGUGCAAUAAAUUAUUAUAAAGACUGCUAUUUAUUACAGUUUGACAAUAAUGUUUUGAACGUUUACAAACAUGAAAAUAUACCAGUUUUAAGGUAUGUCACGAUCUCUUUGCUUCUAAUCGAAUCAAAUACAGAGCUUAAAACUAUUAUUACAUUUUCUUAUUUUGAUAUGUGAAUAAUGUAUUGUAGUUGUAUAGGCACUUAUUUUGUAGCUCAAUAAAUUAAUUCUAUUUUAACAAAAUAUUUGUAAAAAUGUAAAUGUUUUAGUUCUUCAUAAAAUGUAUACAUACCAGCAAUUGCAUUACUGAAAUAAAUAAUUAUUAUUAUAAUAAAAAUACUGCUAACUUAGAUGUGUA